Nicotiana tabacum (common tobacco) is the source of this 975-nucleotide messenger RNA. The record is from RefSeq and is a predicted model, not a curated record. NCBI's taxonomy places the organism in Eukaryota, Viridiplantae, Streptophyta, Magnoliopsida, Solanales, Solanaceae.
AAAAAAGAAGCAUAAUGUAUAGGAAUGAGUGUAUGUAGGAGUAAUAAUAUUUUAAAAGGAAAGGAAAUUACAAGGAGUAAAGUAUGGGGAAAAAAGGGAAGGAUUAGGUUCUGUAAUAAUUUAAGCAACCAUUUCUGUAAGGGCAGUUGGCAGUAGUUAGUAGUAUGUCUUUUAAAAUCAUACAUGUCACCAUUUUGCUUGGGCUGCAAUCAAACUCUUGGCUUGGUUAAAAACAUUACAUUGGUGUUGCCUUUUUGAACUGAGUUCCCAAUAAAAUUUGUGGAUCCUUUAAUUCUUGAAAAUGGGCAGUAAGGAUAAUGGUGAUAUGAGGCUACAACAGAGAAAUGGUGGUGAUACUUCCUUUAAUUGUCCUUCUUCAAUGCCAAAUGUUGACCCUUUUAGUGGUUCUGGUUGGGAUCCACUUCUGUCAUUGAAUCAAAAGGAGAGUUUUAAAGGAUCUUCAGUUGUUGGUCACAAUGAGUUUGCAAAUUUGCCCUACCAAUCAUCUCAUUUUGGUCACUAUCCAUCUGAUCCAAAUCUUGUUGAAAUGGUCCCCAAGAUUCCUGCUUUUGGAAAUGAAAGUUUCUCAGAAUUAGUCAAUAUUUUUCCAUUACAAGAACAGCUUAGAGGGGGAAGUUGUUAUCCUAACUAUGUCAAGAACAGAGGAAUUCCUACUGAAGGAACUUUCUCAAAAGGUCCACUUUCCCAAGAAGAGUGCCAAAUUUCAGGUGAAGGUGCUGUGGAGGCUUCACCUAAUGGGAAGAGGAAAAUAUCAGGAAAUCACUCUCUAUCCACUAUCAGCAAGGUAUACUGCCAUCUUUUUUAAGUCUUCCCAAUUAUCAGUAUAUAUGCUAGCAGAUGUAUUCCUGAGCCGAGGGUCUAUUGGAAACAACCUAUCUACCCCAUAAGGUAGGGUAAGGUCUGCUUACACACUACCCUCUCCACACUAACCUCUCCAGACCGCACUAUAUGGGA